Microsporum canis CBS 113480 is the source of this 1221-nucleotide messenger RNA. RefSeq lists its product as hypothetical. Gene Ontology annotation, cellular component: elongator holoenzyme complex. Bases 1 to 1221 code for a protein of 406 amino acids. Lineage: Eukaryota; Fungi; Ascomycota; Eurotiomycetes; Onygenales; Arthrodermataceae. The transcript is spliced from 3 exons. Gene Ontology annotation, biological process: tRNA wobble uridine modification. The record is from RefSeq and is a predicted model, not a curated record.
AUGUCGACGCCAACGGCACCCUUGUUGGCGCCAUACACUGCCCCGCCACUCCACCAGUCUCUACACCUCAUAACGUCAGUUCUAGGGUCAACGAGCAAUUGGCUCGUGUUGAGGUGCCUCUGUGACACACUACAGGUAUCUUCUCUACGAAGAGGGAAUAUCGAUGGCCUGGAACGUGGCGUUGGAUUCGAGGGAGACGAUACUGAGAGGAGAGCGUCUGCAAACCGGAAAGUGGUGCUUGUCAGCUUCCUACGUGGCUGGGAAUUCUGGAGGGCAGAAGCAAGGAGGGUGGGCCUCGAUUUGAAUAAAUUAUCCAAGGAGGGGAGAUUCUCGUUUGUCGAUGGAGUCACCAAGCUCUUCGCCCCCAUUCCGUCACAAGCACCGAAGCCUGUAGUACCAGGAGGGGCUUUGGCUCCCGCAGCUCAUGCACGAAGGAGCUCUGUAUCAUCACCUUCUUUCCCAUUACCUGAUAGAACUCCUCCAAGCCCAUCACGGACUGCCCGUGCCUCCAGGCCUGGACCUAUAUCUCUUUCUGGACGGGCCAAUCCAUUACUUGCUCGCCCAGCGCCUCCUACACCUCCCAUUUCUACUGCAUCUCCUUCAACGUUUGCUUCACAAGAUACACCCGCCAGUGGUGGCAAUCAUCAGAAUCUGAAUAUAAGGACGCUUCGCUGGGCGCCGACAGCAGGAAAUAAUGGUGGCAUGGACGGAGUGGAGAAGGUUAUUACGUCUGCAAUAGAUGACAUUCGUAAAGAGCAGGCAAACGGUGAUAAAACUGAACAGGGGGGAGACAAUGGCGUGCUUCUUGUCCUUGAUCAGCCGGAUUUUCUGCUUGCUGCAACAGGCUCCAGUAUGCGUGUUGGUGCUACUGAGAUGGGUGAACUGAUUAUGGGACUGAGACGUCUCGUCCAUUCUACGAUAAUUACUGUGGCGGCUGACUCGCCACUUAUGCACGGCGGCCAACAACCUACGCCAUUAGAGAUAGAGCAUUCAGCGUUAGUAGUGUCUCUUGCCCAUCAAUCGCAGAUGGUUAUGCAGUUGAGAGGGCUGGACACUGGUGUGGCGAGAGAUGUGAGUGGAGUGUUGCGAGUGAGCAAAGGGGGAGCAUUAGCGGAUACAGAUACCCUUAAGAAUGAGGAGGGCGGAGAUUGGGAAGAGAGAGAGGUUCUGUAUUUUGUUCAAAGCGACGGAUCAGUGAAGGUCUUCGGGCGCGGUGAAUAG